UGGCUCCAGGUUUGCUCUGGUAGGCGAACGAAGCCGAAUCCCGAAGCCGAGCGUCGCCAUGGGGAUCGACAUCAUCGCAGGGGGGCGAUUGAAGAAGAGCACCAAAGGCCGCGAGGCCAAGACGCCGAACCCCUACAUCCUGCUGCUCUGCAAGCUCUACAAGUUCCUGGCCCGUCGCACGGAGUCGAAGUUCAACAAGGUCAUCUACAAGCGCCUGAACAUGUCUGGGCGCAACCGGCCCCCGCUGUCGCUCUCGAAGCUCCAGAAGAACAUGGCCAACAAGGAGGGCAAGACCGCGGUGGUGGUGGGCACUGUGACGGACGACAAGCGGCUCUACGAGGUGCCCAAGAUGUCGGUUUGCGCGCUGCAGUUCACCGAAACCGCACGGGCACGGAUCCUGAAGGCCGGCGGUGAGUGCAUGACCUUUGAUCAACUGGCGAUGCGCUCGCCCAUGGGCAAGGGCACGGUGCUGCUGCGUGGCCCGAAGAGCCGAGAGGCGAACCGCCACUUCGGGAAGGCCCCCGGGGUGCCCGGCAGCACCACGGCGCCCCACGUGCGGUCCAAGGGGCGGAAGUUCGAAAAGGCCCGCGGUCGCAGACGCUCCCGUGGCUUCAAGGUGUAAGCUCGAGACGGACAUCACAUCGACAUGCGCAGCCGGAGCAGAA
Molecule: messenger RNA, 665 nt
Organism: Effrenium voratum
Lineage: Eukaryota; Dinophyceae; Suessiales; Symbiodiniaceae
Source: the annotation of a GenBank genome assembly